Closterium sp. NIES-67 is the source of this 1405-nucleotide messenger RNA. NCBI's taxonomy places the organism in Eukaryota, Viridiplantae, Streptophyta, Zygnematophyceae, Desmidiales, Closteriaceae. The record is from the annotation of a GenBank genome assembly.
GGACACAUCCUGUACGUGUACUGCAACACCACCACCACCACCACCACCACCACCAGUCUGCACACUUGCUCACCGCCAUCUCGCGUGACUAUUCUCCCGUGAACACUAGUGUUGUUCAAUACCUACGUCUAGUAAUAAUAACUGAAGCGGCGAUUAUUACAGACCAGUCCCGCAAGACACGCGUAUCAACCCGACCUUUCACCGCACAACCUCGCCACCCUUUAUCGAACCUAGGCUCCCCCGUUGCUUCUGAAUCUGAGCCCCUACGUCUCGAGUCCGCGUAUCGGUCCAGAGAUCCAUGGCUGCUCUCCGGUUAACGGCGGCCGUCCAGCUGCUGCUAGUUGCGACAAUCCUCGCCUCAUUACCUGCCGAGCCGCUAGCUGAGAUUCCCCGCCGCGAGCUCAAAAUACUUGAUAACCUUCUCGGCCGCUAUUACCUCAGCGUCACCGGAACCAACGUCACAAGCGCCGUCCUCACCUUGAACGUCACCAACCCCACCAAGGCCAAGACACUUGCAGCAUACGUCAUCACCUUCCAAGCAACCAUCGAGAUGGCCCCGAAUUCUCUCACCGUCACAGACCCGCCGUCCUUCUUUAUCGUCUUCCCCAACGGCCACCUCUACUAUCUCAACGACGGCACCUCGUGGACGCUCAACCAGGAGUACGAGCAGGUCUGCUCCGAUAACCCCGAUUACCUUGCCGCCGCCGCUGCUGCUGCUGAAGCUGCUGCUGCCGCUGCUGCUGAAGCUGCCGCCGCUGCUGCUGCUGCAGGCACCAACAGCACUGACAGCACUGGCAGCACCGACAGCACCGGCGGCACCGACGCCACCGGCACCGACAGCGCUGGAAGCACCGACAGCACCGGUACUCCUGUUGUUUAUACCGAUGCUGACGGUAACGAGAUUCCGGCCCAGAUUUGCGUUGACAACCUGGUGAAGACGACCCACACCCUCGAGCCGUCGACGUUCACGGGACGCAGGAGCUACUUCAGCAAGAAGGACUACAUGUUCAUAGACUGGAACCAGCUCGGGUGCCCGGACGUCUACUUCCGGUUCGGAGUGCCGGUGCUGGGGCGUGCGUCGGGACUCCUGGCGAAGGUGGCCUAGGGUUUUCGAGACGAGUGGGGGUCAACAGAGGGGGGGGCAGAUGAGUAGGAGCCUUCCGGUUGUGGAGAUGAUCGAAGCUUUCUUCUCAACAGGGUUGUAACAUGUGCGGGUGUCAGGAUUCCUUUGUUCUUUUGGGUGUUUGAGGGUUACGAUACUACCAUGGGGUGCAGUCUGCCGCACUCCCACCAAUACCAUGCUUUCUUCUGUAAUGUACGGCAGUGUAGGCUGGCUGAAGGCUGCUGUCAUUGUAAUUUGUUUUGAUUUUCAGUGGCUGUUGUAGAAUACAGUUUUUGGGUUAAU